CUACCCUGCAGCGCUCACCUGGAGAUGAGAUUGACAGCAGCAUUGGCUGUGCGUGGAGGGAAGAACUCCAGGGAGAACCACUUGUCUCCAGCAUCCUGCCGGCGGCGCAUCUUCUCCCGCAGCCGCUCGUGCCGGUCAGCGUCAAGGACGGGCGUCGAACAGCGCGAGUUGUCCUUGGAGCUCUCGCUUCCGCUGCUGCUGCCGCCAUCAGACCUGGAGCUGGAGCUGGCACUGCAGACAAUCCUAGGAGAAACUCAUGAAGAGGAGGAUGAGAUCCUUCCACGCAAAGACUAUGAGAGCCUGGAUUAUGAUCGCUGUAUCAAUGACCCCUACUUGGAAAUUUUGGAGAGCAUGGACAACAAGAAAGCCCAGAGAUACGAAGCAGUGAAGUGGGUGCUGGUUUUUGCUAUUGGAGUCUGUACAGGACUGGUGGGCCUCUUUGUGGAUUUCUUUGUGCGGCUCUUUACCCAGCUCAAGUUUCAGGUGGUACAGAGCUCGGUGGAGGAAUGCACUGAGAAAGGCUGCCUUGCACUGUCCUUGUUGGAGCUGCUGGGGUUCAACCUGACCUUUGUUUUUCUUGCCAGUCUUCUCGUCCUGAUCCAACCUGUAGCAGCUGGGUCAGGAAUUCCUGAAAUUAAGUGCUACCUCAAUGGAGUGAAGGUUCCAGGGGUUGUGCGUCUGCGGACAGUGGUGUGCAAAGCUACAGGAGUGCUCUUCAGUGUGGCAGGAGGUCUUUUUGUUGGGAAGGAGGGUCCAAUGAUUCACAGUGGUGCUGUCGUGGGUGCAGGCUUGCCACAGUUCCAGAGCAUCUCUUUGAGGAAGAUCCAGUUUAACUUUCCCUAUUUCCGAAGUGACAGGGAUAAAAGGGAUUUUGUAUCUGCUGGAGCAGCUGCAGGGGUUGCAGCUGCCUUUGGAGCCCCAAUUGGAGGCACUCUUUUUAGUCUGGAAGAGGGUUCCUCCUUCUGGAACCAGGGACUUACAUGGAAAGUGCUUUUCUGUUCCAUGGCUGCCACCUUCACCCUAAAUUUUUUCCGCUCUGGGAUUCAGUUUGGAAGCUGGGGGUCUUUCCAGCUCCCUGGGCUGCUGAACUUUGGGGAGUUUAAGUGCUCUGAGUCUGAUAAGAAAUGCCACCUCUGGACAGCUGUGGAUUUGGGCUUCUUCAUUCUGAUGGGGAUUGUAGGAGGCCUUCUUGGAGCCACCUUUAACUGCCUGAACAAGAGACUUGCCAAGUACCGCAUGCGCAACGUUCAUCCCAAGCCAAAGCUGGUCAGAGUCUUGGAGAGCUUGCUUGUGUCACUGACCACCACCGUCACGGUCUUUGUAGCCUCCAUGGUUCUGGGGGAAUGCCGGCAGAUGUCUUCCAGCAGGCACAGUGGCAAUGACACCCUGAGCCUGCAGGAUAUAUCAGAGGAUGUGAAUUCAAGCAUCAAAACUUUUUUUUGCCCAAAUGAAACAUACAAUGACAUGGCCACGCUCUUCUUCAACCCUCAAGAGUCAGCUAUCCUGCAGCUUUUCCACCAGGACGGUACUUUCAGCCCAGUCACCCUAUCCCUGUUCUUCCUUCUCUAUUUCUUACUCUCCUGCUGGACAUAUGGGAUCUCUGUGCCCAGUGGUCUGUUUGUACCAUCACUGCUUUGUGGGGCUGCCUUCGGACGCCUGGUCGCCAACCUCCUCAAAAGCUACAUUGGCCUGGAUCACAUCUACUCAGGAACCUUUGCACUGAUCGGGGCAGCAGCAUUCCUGGGAGGAGUGGUCCGCAUGACCAUCAGCCUGACUGUCAUCCUCAUCGAGUCCACCAACGAGAUCACCUAUGGGCUCCCCAUAAUGAUCACCCUCAUGGUAGCCAAGUGGACAGGAGACUUUUUCAACAAAGGCAUCUAUGACAUCCAUGUGAACUUGCGAGGAGUGCCUCUUCUGGAGUGGGAAACAGAGGUGGAAAUGGAUAAACUACGAGCCAGUGACAUCAUGGAACCCAACUUGACCUACGUGUACCCACACACCCGGAUCCAGUCCCUCGUUAGCAUCCUGCGCACGACUGUCCAUCAUGCCUUCCCUGUGGUGACAGAGAAUCGGGGCAAUGAGAGGGAGUUCAUGAAGGGAAAUCAGCUGAUAAGUAACAACAUCAAAUUCAAGAAAUCCAGCAUCCUCACCCGAGCUGGAGAGCAGCGCAAGCGUAGCCAGUCCAUGAAAUCCUACCCUUCGAGUGAGCUGAGGAACAUGUGUGAUGAGCACAUAGCAACAGAGGAGCCUCCUGAAAAGGAGGAUCUGCUGCAACAGAUGCUGGAGAGAAGAUACACUCCUUACCCCAACCUGUACCCUGACCAGUCUCCCAGUGAGGAGUGGACCAUGGAGGAACGCUUCAGACCUUUGACCUUCCAUGGCUUGAUCUUGCGCUCACAGCUGGUCACCCUUCUUGACCGGGGGGUUUGCUACUCCGAGAGCCAGUCGAGUGCAAGUCAGCCCCGUCUGUCCCACGCAGAGAUGUCAGAGGAUUAUCCCCGCUAUCCAGAUAUCCAUGAUCUGGACCUCACAUUGCUGAACCCUCGUAUGAUAGUGGAUGUCACCCCAUACAUGAACCCAUCACCCUUUACUGUCUCUCCAAAUACUCAUGUGUCACAAGUCUUCAACCUGUUCAGGACAAUGGGACUCAGGCAUUUACCAGUUGUGAAUGCAGUUGGAGAGGUUGUUGGGAUAAUCACUCGGCACAACCUGACCCAUGAAUUCCUGCAGGCAAGACUGAGACAGCACUAUCAGACCAUUUGAUGCCCCUGCCCCUCUGUCAGUGUGGCUUCCUCCCUCCUCCAAGCCUGCACACACGCUCGCAUUCUGCUUGGGCCGCACCAGGCCCAGGACUCGCCGUUCGGCUUCUCACAUGCAUAUCAAGCCUGGGGAACUGGAAAACAUCUUGCUUGCCAGAGAAUUAGAGGAGCUGCCUGAGCCCAGAGCUGUUGAUUGGCCUCAGGCACAUGGUUUGACAACUCUUGAUCCAGGUGUUUUCUUCCCCUGUCCCCCAGUUAUCUCCUUCCAUCAGAUGUUGUCCUGACACUGCGUGUUCUGCCGUUUUGUUUUGGGCUUUUCUGGAGAGUUGGAAAAAAGAACCAUUUCCCUCCACUGCCCUUACUCUGGGCAAAGAACUGCAGCAUCUUUCCCUUCCUCCUGUAUGUCUCCCUUUUCCUCUUCCUCCCUUGUUCCUGCAACUGUUGCCUUAUUUGUGUGAGAAGGCGGUUGCUGUCACCGCUGAGAGGAGAUACUGAAGUUUGCAGAUAUCAAGUAGCUGCUCUGGAGGGUGGUUUCUUGCAAAAGCAGUAUUUAAAAAUCCAGCAUUUUGGAAAUACACCUGUCUUUGCAAGACAGGCAUACUUCUUUUCUAUAUAUAUAUCCUUUGCCCAUGUUUUCUCACUCUGGAUUCAUUAAUUUCUGUCCUUCUUUCAUGAGGAAGUGUUUCUUCUGUGAUGUUUUUGACAGCAGAUGACUUUUGAGAGCAGCUCAGCAGAUUUGGAGUUCAAAAUGGUUACAUUUCAGUUACUGUUUUGGUUUAUAAAUGUUUAAUACAUUUGCAAAGCAUCUCAGAGAAAGGGAUAUCUCUUUCCUGUUAGCUGUUGAUAUUUCCCUGUAGGAGACUGUUCUGAGAUGCUUGGUGGCACUCCACUUUGACAUUCCUGCAUUUCUUGGCAUUUGUAGGCACUUUGUCCUUGCACUGCUCAAACAGUGAGAGCCUGGUGCACCUUUCCAGCUGGAGUCAGAGACCAGGGAACUCCACAUCCUGAGAGCAUGGAGAAGUGUUGCUGGAGGCAAAUAGAACUGACAGUCUCUGGGCUUGGUUGAGUUAUCUCUGUGUCAUGAAGGAACUGCUGUAGUUUCAGGCUGCCAUAAGGAGGGAUACUUAGUGCUGGUGACUAAGGCAGGAUCUCCUACAGGUGAUAAGUGGGGCUGUCUGUGCUCUAAAAAUGUUUGGGAUAAUGUUUGCAACCCAUAAGGGUAAAAUCAGCACUUAGGAACCAGUUGGAGCCAGUUCAGUGCUUUAGCAGGUACCAUCCUGGCCAGCACCUGUAUUGUUCCAGCAGGUACCUGCCCUCCUGAGUUCUGUGUGCAGAUAACCCUCAGUGGGAAGCCAGUGCUGUGCCUCAGGGACUGCAGAGCUGAUUGGCUUGAUAAAGCACAGAGCAUUCUCUCAGCCAAGAUCCUGGGACAAGUUACAUGGGGAAUGUAUUCCAGAAAAGCUUCUACUUCAGCCUCUGAGCCAUCCAGUUAACCUGUUGUCUGCCAUAAGGAGCUGCUUAGGUGGGAAUUGGGACAGAAGAAAGGCAAUUGUUGAUUUUCUCUGUUUCCUUAGAGAAUAGGAGUUGGCAUCAGCUACUACUCUUGAUUUGUGAGUUCUUUCCCUUUAAGUAGAGUAAGGAUGUUUGUUCUGUCAGGAUAGUCUCUGCAGGUGUUGUCUAAAAUGCCUUUUCCCUGAGCUCUGGUCUUACACUGAGCUAUCCCAGGAACCUUCCAGCACCCAUUUGCACUCCCUGAAGUUGGACUCUACAUUUGAAAUAUGCUUAUGUUAGGCUACCUUUCAUUCAAAAGAUUUGUGCUCCUGAGUAGUUACGAAUCGUAGCAAUCCUGUGGGAUUUUGUGGGAUUUCAGAUCACUCAUGUGGAAUUGGCAAUCCUGUACUGUUAGAGCACCUGUCAAGAAUGCCCUGUGUCCCCCCAUGACAAAUGUUUUUCCUCUUGCUCAUGUUGAGUGUGUGUGGAAGGGAGGGAUCCUCUUCCUGCACAUGAAUAAGGCUCCUUAGGUUGUUUGCCAUGAGCUGGUCCUGUUUUAUUUCUUUACACAAGCAGCAGGGUAUUUUGCUGCAGGAUGUCUUUGCUGCUGAGGCUAGAGUUGGUCAAUUCACACAAGUCAGGCUGGAGAAUCUUGUUGAGGUUUUUCUGGGCACCAGAUGCUUCCCCAAGUACCUGUUGGCAGCACUGUCUGCCCUGCCUGGGCAUCUUAUUCAAAUGUUUCAGCUGGAAAACACACCCUUUCAUUCUUUCAGUAAAGAAAUUUUCAGUGAGGAUGGUGGGUGACCCUGUCAGCUGCUUUAAAGGGAAAUCUCAGUGUCCAGUUACUAUUCUGUAGCCUGCAGAAGAGGAAUUUCAAGUUCAGCUGACAUUUGGAGAUUCAGCAUUUCUCUUCUGAUGAGGACUGAUGCCAAGGAGCUUGUGUUGAAUCAGUCUUUUUCUCACACUUCAGUUACUUAAUUCCCUUCUUACAACACACUACUUCUACCCUGGCUGUAGUUGCUUAGUGAUUUAUCAAGAAACUUACUCUAACAUAGGUGCCUGUAACAUUUUAACAGAGCAACACUAAGGGAAAGAUAACCCAGAACUGGGUUUGUUCUGAUGGCAAGGUUAGGGGCUUAGUCUGGGGCCUUCUCCCUUGCCUCGUGGUUUCCUGUGCAGUGUUAAUUAUGCAGUUUUGAAUUAUUAUUUACUAUUAUUAAUUACUGUGAACCAUUCCAGUGGUAGCAACUUACCUUUCCAUUUGUGGUUUUUUUUUUGCACUGUUUUUUGUUAUGAAAUGAUGUAAGCUAAUUCCAUGGUGUGUGUAUAUAAAUUGUAUUUUUUUUAAAUUUGUAUGAAUAUAUUUUUAUUUGAACUAUGGCACUUGGGAAGUAUUCAUGUAGCUGUAACAUGUCUGAGAGUAAAAUGUUUGUGUGUCUCCUUCAGCACUUUCAAGGCCUUUUGAUGUUUCUAGUAUUGUUUUAUUUUUGCCCUUUAUGAUAAUAAAACUAGUAGAACAUGGCAACAUCCAAGAGAAUGAUUUGAAGUAGUUGAGUAGCUGCUGUUUGUGAGUUGUGUGGAUCUAACAGUUUGUGCAGAAGGUGCCCUGAGCCAGGCAGAGGAAUGGCUGUGAUCCAUUAGGUUGUGACCACUGGAGUUCCACAUUCUCACAGCAGCUGUUUCAAAGGAGGGAAUUGCCAUGUUUGAUAAGGAGAUAAACUGUGCACAUUGUGCUGCUUUUCUUACCUGGGAACUCACCUUCCUCCCAGUAAGUUUAUGAAAGAGGUUUAGACUACAGUGUGGCACCUCUUGUUUUACCUCUCCAGGAUGUGAAAUAUCUUAAUUCCAUCUUUAAUGUUUAUUUAAUUUGUGGCUCUCUUUCCUGCUGUGUCCUGCUGUCUGCCUUACAGAAAAGAAUUUGUGACAAUUUUUGAGUUUUCAUCACAUGCUUACAGGCAAAAAAUACAAGUCUUUGAGCACUGGAGAAAUAAUCUGACCCAAAAAGCUCGCUGCCUUUCCAUGUUUCUGUGCAUCAGGGGGCUGUGUUUGCACAGGAUGCACUUGGUAGCUUUCUGAGGCUCUGUAACACAGAGUUAGCCAGCAGCUUGUCUGCCUCCUGCCCUCUGGCUCUCCCUUGGUGGGUAUCUCAUGCCAGGGAAAGCCUGAGUUAGGUAAAACCAUCUCUUGGGAGGGAAUGGCAGAAAAUCUGAUUUGAGGAGCUGAAGAAGUGCCACAGUGGUCUUAACUAAGCAAGGAAUAGGAGGGAUACCCCAGCAGGGUUAGGAAGGAGUCAUCAGGAGAAAGGGCUGGGGGAACUGCUGAAGCUCUGUGCUGCCUUUGGUCAUAAAUGCAGCAGCACAGGAGGGAAUGGGAGAGGUUUAUAGACUUGUUGAGUCCAACCACGUGUCAUUGUCCCUGUAAUGACACACUGGGGCCCUAGCAGAAAAAAAUUAUUGGUAUCCAGUGAGAUUAUUAUUAUUUUUUAAAUUUUUGCUUUGCUAGCAGGAUACAAGCUGCCUCUUCAGUGUGUGUGCAUCCUCACAGGCAUGUGCAUUCCCAGUUGUGAUCAUGCAGCAAGGUGCUGGAAGGAACAGAGGAUGGCUGCCCAGAGCUUUGGCUGUUGCAGGGGUGGAAGGAGAGAGUGAAGCUGCUCUUCUUGUCCAGGGUGCUGAAGGGCUUUUCAGUGGCAGUGGGACACACUCAGCCUCCUCUACAUCCACUGCUCAAAUGCAGUCUGAAAAGGAUUCCUGGGAGCUGGGAUGAGACAUCAGUGAGCUCCACUGCUGUCUGGGAAGGAAGGGGAGCCAGUCAGUGAGGUCUGGAGAUUGAGAUCAUGGUUUAAAAGUGAGCAGGAUGACCCUUUCUCCAGGCUGCUUCAAUUCCUGUAUGGACUAUGUAUGGUUUAACACACAUCUUACUGAUCCUCUAAGCAUUUUGGAGCUGAGACUGGAACCCCUAUAUACAGUUUCAGUAGAAAACAAUACUGUGUUGAAAACUUACGACAAACAGAUCAGACAUGACAACUCUGAGACCUUUGUUGACUCCCCCAGCAGCUUUUUGUUGCCUGUAUCAGCAGAGAGAAUAUCUCUCUGGGAUGGCUGAAUUAACACACCAGUUUUAUCUUUCCUUUCUAUCCUCCCAAUUCCCAGCAUGACUGGCCUGACUCUAGCUGCCUUCUGUUUUCAUAAACUUCUCCUCCUCCCCACUCUGCUCUUUAAGUACAGGAUUGUGCUGGUUUUCCAAGAGAGCAGUCAGGAGAAAUUCUUACAAAUCUUCCUUCCUUCCCACAUAAAAGUGCAGGACACACUUAUCAAGCAGAUGUCAAUCAGCAAAGGCCUUUGGGGGCCAAGAUUCAGGGGAAGUAAAUCAAGCAAGCUGGCUGCAGCCAGAUUGGGAUGUGACCUGGCACAGCUCCACGUCUCCCUGCAGCACUGGAGGAUGUGUGCCCUGGACUUCACACAGGAUUUCUUAGAGAAACCCAGCAGUGCUGACAGCUCCUCUUGGCAAUCUUGCCUCCCAACUUGGAUUCCAGUGGAAGCAUUUGGUUUAGUGAGAGGCUGGAUAGGGAUAGUGCAGUGUCUGAGGAGGCAAAGAAAUCAUUAAAUCUAAUUUGCAAAUAUACCCCAUACCAAGCAGACCCCUAUUCCAAACAAGGCUCAUGCCUUACAGAGUGCAUGGAGCACACUAAUGGAAUUACUGUUUCAGAAACCAAAGCAAAGCAAGCUGCUGAAUUAUGCAGGGCCCAUCAUGGGUACUGUUAGGAAGUUAGAAUGAAGUCUGGCAGGGCAGGAGGUGGCAAAUGUCACUGUGGAGGGUGUUAGCCUGGUCUGUCCCUGGUCCUACAGGGAUAUUUCUUCAUUUACAUGAUGGCUGUUCCCAGGAUUGUUCCCUGCUCUCUCUGAUCCAGCUCUCAUAGCAACAGUGGCAACUUUUUUUCAUCCUUAGGGGUGAUGUUUGCCUGUAGAGCUGAUCUCUGUCCAGUUUCUCCCAUUCAGCUUUUCCCAGUGCUUACUCCUGAGCGCAGCACUAUUCUGACCUGGCUGUGAGAUUUCCCUGAGGGUGCUUUACAGCUCGGUGUGUGUAUGGGAGUAGCAGUAAAAAUCCAGUCAGAAAUGCUUUUUUCCUCGAUUGCUUACCCUCAAUUAGGUUCUCCCAGACCUCAGGGUCUAUUAACAUACUGUCUGCAAGCCAAUACAGACUUGUUCCACCAGGAACUGGCUUGCUGUUAAUACUGGACCCACCUGGCUUUAGGUCAGGCUGCAUUAUUGCCUCUUCUUGCCAUUUUUAGCACAUUCCACUGAACUAAUCAGUGUUUUGUGCCUUGAGGGGCUGACAGGGAGGGACAAUUUACAGUGUCUGUGCAAGUUGUGCUUGACUGGGUAAAAUUCAGCUCCAGCAAGAGCUAUUGUUAGUUAUUGUUAUUGUACAUGAAUUGUUUCUACUUUCAGCAGCACAGGGGAAGUCAGGCUGUUUCCCACUGCUGGUGUGGAGGGAUCCAUCUGCAUGUUCCCAUCGUGCUGCAGUGGGUGUGUUUGGAAAGCCUUUUUUAGAAGACAAAGCUCCAUUGUCCCCACAAGGGCUCCCCAAAGGCUGACUUCACACCCCCUUGAUCUGUGAAAUUGCUUAAAUGCAAAGUCACUGUAGCUUUCACUGCAGAGAUUUCCCAUGGAUACUGCUGAGAAUCUUAACCUGGGUAUUUAUUUAUUUUUCUUUCAGGGAAAUCUGUGUGGACACUAUUCCACAAAGUAUUUUAUCUGUAGCUGGUGCUGCUGGAAGGAGAGGAUUUAUAUGACACUGUGGUUUCCUGUUGGAGUGCAGCAAAAUUAUUCCCUCAGAUUGGACUUCUGCCCUUCUUCCCUAGGAAAGAAUCCCAAGGCCCAGUGUGGAGAGGAGCACACAGAUCCCUCUUGGAGCCCAUGUCAGCAGUACAGGCAGUGACUGGGAGGGUGUCAGAAAUGUGAUGUGUGACAUGAGCCCCAGUUAAGUGUUGCAGCAGCCUUAGCUGUGACUGGCCCUGUGCAGGAGGAGUGUGCUCUUGAGUUUACCCUUUCCCUGGAGCUGUGGUGCCUGAGAGCUGUUGUCAGCAGCUCUGGAACACCCCUUCCAUACCUUAUCCUCACCAGGUAGCAUUUCUGUCCCCAGGUGCAUUUGCAUAAGCAGAGUCAGAAUUGGACUGUCCCAGCUGAGUCUGGCCUGGUGCUGCCUUCUUAAGCCCUGAACAAGCUUCUCAGGGUACUCAGGUACAUGGGAAUGAGACUGGGAAUGCCCUGAGAUUCUGGGAAUGAGGCUCAUGAGGUGCUCAAAAUAACACAGUCCCUAGCAGUACGUGCAGUCACUCACAGGACAGUUGUGUUGAGCCAGGCUCGAUGCCAUUGCCAGGGCUCACAUGGGGAUCCAAGCCCUUUGUUCCUUGGGAUGCUGACUGAAUGUGUUUUUGGCAAUAUUACCCUCUUUGGUGGGCUACUAGAAUAUGUUUUGGGUCAAAUUCAGCUCCUAGGUGUGAAAUCUAGCAACUAAGGUUAAAUAAAUCUCAAUGAGACUUCUAGUGUUGCCGUUAGCUGUGUUAGAAGAGCUUUGUGAGGAGCCAUUCCCAGAAAGUGAUAAAUGUUCUGUACAAGCUGCAGUGUAGUUAAGUGAUCCCACCUGCCCUCUCAUGAGGAACAUCAUGAUAAUAUUCAAACCCUUUGAGGAACCUUCAAGAAAUUCUGGGAAUCAGCAUCUCAGCCAGGUGCAGAGUGAGACAAGACACAGUUAAUGAUGUAUCUUUCUGUUGAUGCUCGUAACCUUUAUUUGGUCACUGCUAGAAAACAGAUACAAUUAAUUCCCUUUCCUCCCUCUGGAUAUUUUAAACUUGUGGAGUGUUAUGAUUUCAUUUAUUUCUUUUCAUGUAACUUUAGCUUACAUGAAGCAUUUGUGGCAGUUCCCCUGACUGAAUAAUCUAAAUCAGCAAAAGGACUCUCUUAUUACUGAAACCCUGUCUAUAGGAGGACUUGUGAUGAUCUU
Molecule: messenger RNA, 10253 nt
Organism: Parus major (Great Tit)
Lineage: Eukaryota; Metazoa; Chordata; Aves; Passeriformes; Paridae
Gene: CLCN6
Product: chloride voltage-gated channel 6
Exons: 23
Coding region: 25-2763 (912 amino acids)
Biological process (GO): chloride transport; transmembrane transport
Cellular component (GO): intracellular membrane-bounded organelle; lysosomal membrane
Molecular function (GO): voltage-gated chloride channel activity
Source: RefSeq, a predicted model, not a curated record